AUGGAAGGGUCUGCGAUCUACAAAGGGCGACGCAUAUCUGGCAGCCAGAGCCUGUCUACCGAACUGUUUCUGGAGCUGCAGGUCUGGUUGAAGACACAGCCUUCUGUUGGAAUCAUAGCUCUGCAAGAAACACAUUGGAGCAUCCAAGGGGAGUGGCAGUCUGGGGAUUGGUACUUGGUUCACAGCCCUGCUCCCAAACCGAAGCAGGGCGGGGUGCUUCUGGGUAUCCGGAAAGAUCUGCUCACCUCUACACAUUACAGCUGGAACGAGCUGGUUCCAGGACGAUUGCUGCACUGGCGUGGGUGCAUUGGCAAGCAAACCUGUGACAUCUUCAACUUGUAUCAGCACGCCUUAGCACACAAGACGGAAGAGCAGAAGCAGUUGAUCAUGAAGAAUCGCCGGGGAGUCUGGCAACAACUGGAUCGCGCGUUAUCUGCAUUUCUUUUCCGCACCUCCAGGCGAUUUCGCGGAGCGACUAAGUUGUCUUUUCUGUUUUCAUAG
Molecule: messenger RNA, 501 nt
Organism: Symbiodinium sp. CCMP2592
Lineage: Eukaryota; Dinophyceae; Suessiales; Symbiodiniaceae
Source: the annotation of a GenBank genome assembly